AUACGACCUAUAGGCGACAAGGCAGGCAUUUGUUUACGCGCAUACGUUGCUAUGUCGCAUGAAAGAGUGACAUUGUGGUAAACGUGAUUAAUAUGUGGAAGUUUAUUAUUUUUGUAUGCUGCAUUCCAUUGGUGACGUCACAAUUUAAUCAACAGCGUGACCAUGACCAAUCUUGGAACAUAAAAUUAGCAGUGCCCGGAGCACCAGGCGGCGACUAUCCCACCCUCAAUACGAUACCGCGAACUUCCUUCACUUGCGCGGGAAAAGCACCAGGAUAUUAUGCCGACCAAGAAGCAAACUGCCAAGUAUUCAAAGUGUGUACUGCCGGGUCUACGUAUGGAUUUCAAUCAUUUUUAUGUCCAAAUGGUACAUUAUUUAACCAAGCCGUGUUUGUUUGCGAUUGGUGGAUGAACGUUAACUGUGGAAAAUCUCAAGAACUUAUCAAUAAAAAUCAACGCUUCGGAAAAAUUCAAUUAGGACCACAGUUAAUACAGGACGUUAAAAAAAUGAUAACCCAUCCCAUGAGAAAUCCAUAUAACUCAGGUUUCUUCCGAAAUAAUCUAGUUGUCAUGCAGGAAUACAAACCUCCAACAGAACAAUUUUAUCCGAAUGGAGCCAUAAUAUCCAACCAAAAUAAGAAUACAAAGAACGUAUAUGUACCAUAUAAAUCACUUUACAGAGAUCUUCAAUCAAGUAUAGAAAACACAAAUGAUAUAAACUUUGCAGCAUCUACAACUGCACCACAAUACAUUACCAACUUGAACUCAAUUCAGAAUACACCAACAAAACAGUAUAUCGACUACCAAAGAUCUCAAAACGCAAACAUAAACUCUUUUCAAAGCAGCCGCAAUGGUUACUUAAUACAAGGGCAAAAGGAACCAACAACACAGCUUAAUUUCCAGAAGUUUCAAACGCAAAAGACUAAUCAAGUACAAUAUAACUACAACCGCAAUAUACCAAUAAAACUACAAGAUCACACGUUUAACAAAAUUGCACAAGGAAACCCACCCAACCAGCAGAUAAUUCAACCACCAAGAUUUCACAACAACAAUGGCGUUGACACAAAACCUAAGACAAAACAAAACUCGGUAAGUACAGAAGCCACACCAACUAUUAUAUCGAAAACAAUAGCUUUUAAAACAAUUUUACCGGGUGAAAAACCUGGCCGUCCAAAGUCGAGAAUCACGUUUAAAACAUGGAUCCUGAAACCCAAGAAUUCUAAGUUAAUUGUAGAAAAUACUUCAUACAAUACUCCGAAAUCUCGUAUUUACAAAUCUAUACCUCAAAACAAUUCCGAGAAGUUGUUAUCAACAGUUGAACCUUAUGUUUACGAUGUUCCCCGAAAUAGUCUUGAUCUAGUCGAUAAAAAUAAUUUAUACUUUUACAAUCAGCCUACUAAUUCAAAACUCAUUACAAGUACACCAAACUAUAAUUCUCGCUAUGAUUCUCCAACUACAUUUCGUCCAACACUAUCCAGCAGACUAUAUUUGACACCACUUCCAGAUACUAUAGUAGCAACAACGCCCACUGAAUCCCUUUUUGAAUCACCAUCAACUUAUGCCCCAUUUAGUAAUACAUAUAUUCCACCUAAUGAUGUCGAAAAAUUGUCUCGGCAGUACUUAUCACCAGAAUUUCAAUCUCAACAAUUACAAAUAAAGAAAAAUGCUAGGUUAACAGCUGCGUCGUCGUCCCAAUCUCCACAAUUUGAAUUAUUUAAUAUCAAAAAUAAUCGUAGGCCCACAGUGGAUGUAAGAAAUCAGUCACCAGAUAAUACUAAAGAAAAUAACAUUAAUUUCAAUGAUGUCCAUACAAGAAAAAAAGUAGACGUAACAGUAAACGACAUAGUAAAAAAUACUUUCACAAGAAAACCAAUAUCUGAAUAUAGACAAAUAAAUAACAUUAACCGAAAUGUAUUAGAAUCUCAAAGAUAUAUCGGUAGCAAAGAGGAAGUAACAUCUGAAUUUCCUUUUAUUAAAACGAAAAGCGCUAAAUUAGUUGCAAGUCCUUCAAUCGACUUACAACCACCCAUAGAAAACGUUCAAAAUUAUGUGUCAUCUAACAAAUUUUCUAAUUUACCUUAUUAUAAAGAGCCCACUAACACAAUUGAAAGGACGGUAUCAAUAAAAAUAACAUUACCGGAGAGAAUUGCAAAGUAUUUGUUUAGAAAUGAAAGUCAAACUUCUUCUGACGAUGUAGAAAUCUUGAAUACUGGAAGCAGUAAUUACGUGGUAUAUGCAAAUAAUCUUUCUUCAAAUUCUGGAACUUCACCAAUACCCAUUGGAAAAUUAUCAUUAAUAAAAAAUUCUAACCUUUCAAAUUCACAGGACUUGGUGUUUUCGUUUUUGGCUGACUCUUUAAACGCUGCGAAAGAAUACAGUAACAUAGCUAAACAGAACAUACAAUCUUCUACAAAUACACCACCAAACAAUUUCAGAAACAGCGAUGAUCAACGAUUUUCUAACAAAAUAUCACAGUUAACAUCUUCACAAUUCGCAACGAAUAAUAAUGUGAGAAAUAAGAAUGUGCAACAAUUUUCACCGCAACCUCAAGAUAUUUCUAGAAUUAAAGAAUCUUCACAAUUCAACAACAACCGACAACAACACGGUUUCCAACAACCAAAACUACAGCAAAUCACAACACCUUCCCAACCUUUUACCCAAAAUCAACAACAGGCUGCUCGAAUUCAAGACUCCAGAAACAAAUUACAAAACGUUCAAAAUCAAAACCACAUAUACAGCGGCCAAUUGUAUCAGCAUCCUGUUCCUGAAGUUACUCGAGAUUACUACAACACACCAAACAAUCAAUUGAAACAGUUAAAGGACUUUGAAAUUAUACCAUCAAGGCAAAUACCAUUUUCAUACCAACAAAAUUCUUACAAUCAAGAAUCAUCUAGUGAACAUAACAGUAUCCAAACCAAAGAAUUAAAUAACUUAAUUCGCUCUGGGAAUGGAAUAACAGCGCAAUUGCAAGACAGCAUUGUAGGAACACUACCUCAUCCAAUAGAAAGUGAUAAAUUGUUAACAUAUAAGAAGGACCAAUCCUAUUAUAUAUUCUCACAAUUAAAUAAUAACGACCAUGAAAAUAAUCGUAUUAAUAGUGAAAAAUCUAAUGAUAAAUCGAAUGCUGCAUUACAAAUCAUUCCAUCAGUUGCAUUUAAAGUAAAUGAUGUAAACGAACAGCAUAAAUUUUUAAAAACGUUCAAAAUAAAUGAUUUUGGCGUACCUCAAGGAGCAGUUGAUGGUUACAGAAAUCCAAAUCAAAGACAAGACAUUAGCACAGACGUUGAUUUUACAGUGAGUCACCCUAACUUUGGUGAUAAAAUUAAUGAAGUUGAUACAUAUAAUGGACCGUCCUCAUACAACGCUCCACAGACCUUGUAUAAUUAUGAAAGGCCACAACAAUUAAUGGAUAAUAAUCAAAAUUCCAAAAUAGAAAAUUUAGAUAGUAAUGAACCCAAUGGUUAUCCAAAAACUUCUCCACUACGAAAGUUUAACACAUAAACAUACUUAAUAUGUCAAUUUAAGAAGUCCAAUUUUAGUAAGGUAUUUGUGAUUGUAAGCUAUUUAUGUUAUAUUAACAAUGUAAGUUUAAAUAUUUACAUCAUUGUAAGCAUGAUUUGUAUGUUGUUGUAACCUGUAUAAUAAUUAAUUUUAAGCUAAUAAAUACUGUGAAUUAAACGUGUAAUAAAAAAUGUAUUGAAGAGUCGUA
Zerene cesonia (dogface butterfly) is the source of this 3708-nucleotide messenger RNA. Its product is annotated as GATA zinc finger domain-containing protein 14-like. Gene Ontology annotation, molecular function: chitin binding. The record is from RefSeq and is a predicted model, not a curated record. The transcript has 3 exons. Gene Ontology annotation, cellular component: extracellular region. Lineage: Eukaryota; Metazoa; Arthropoda; Insecta; Lepidoptera; Pieridae. The coding region runs from base 93 to 3500 and encodes 1135 amino acids.